AGGAAAGAGAUUGGGAGCAAUCGCGAGAUCUCAGACCACCGGUCCCAAAAGGUUCUUAGGAAGUUUAAGAGCCCAGAGGAGCUCCGGGGUCAAAUGGCCGGAGCUGGGCCGACCAUGCUGCUACGAGAAGAGAAUGGCUGUUGCAGUCGGCGUCAAAGCAGCUCCAGCACCGGGGACUCGGACAGGGAGCGCGAAGACUCGCCGGCUGCGCGUGCCAGACAGCAACUGGAGGCGCUGCUCAACAAGACUAUGCGCAUUCGCAUGACAGACGGGCGGACACUGGUCGGCUGCUUCCUCUGCACCGACCGCGACUGCAAUGUCAUCCUGGGCUCUGCACAGGAAUUCCUCAAGCCGUCGGAUUCCUUCUCUGCGGGGGAACCCCGUGUGCUGGGCCUGGCCAUGGUACCGGGACAUCACAUCGUUUCUAUUGAGGUGCAAAGGGAGAGCCUGGCAGGGCCUCCGUAUCUCUGACCCAGACCACUCAUUUCUUGCAGACAUUAAACCUGUGAC
Messenger RNA from Castor canadensis (American beaver), 510 nucleotides. It is a transcript of the gene Naa38, whose product is annotated as N-alpha-acetyltransferase 38, NatC auxiliary subunit. Gene Ontology annotation, cellular component: NatC complex. Gene Ontology annotation, molecular function: RNA binding. Lineage: Eukaryota; Metazoa; Chordata; Mammalia; Rodentia; Castoridae. The record is from RefSeq and is a predicted model, not a curated record.